GCAGUGGUCUGUGGUCGUUGACCCAAUUCGGCGGCCAAAGUAACGCGCCAUGGCUCGAACUUGCCUUCACCUAAUUUCGUUCCUUCUAAUCGUCGCUGCCGUGAUCUGCUUCAAUCUCUUCACCGUCGAUGCAAAACAUCAUCAUCGACGCCCGAUGCUCCUUCCUCUACAACUAUCCUCACACAACCAUUCACAGUACCGGCACUUGGAUAAUAUCCGCCGUCAUCUCCAGCAAGCGGGACUCUCUCCUUCCACUUCAAACGCUCACAUGAGACUCUACGAUGAUCUCCUUUCCCACGGUUAUUAUACUACUCGAUUAUGGAUAGGAACGCCUCCUCAGGAAUUCGCACUUAUUGUUGACACCGGAAGUACUGUAACUUAUGUUCCUUGCUCCAGUUGUACACAUUGCGGCAAUCAUCAGGAUCCAAGGUUCCAACCGGAUUUGUCUAGCACUUAUCAACCUGUAAAAUGCAAUCCGAGUUGUAAUUGCGAUGAUGAGCAAAAGCAAUGCACUUAUGACAGACGCUAUGCUGAGAUGAGUUCCAGCAGUGGCGUACUUGGGGAGGAUGUUAUUUCUUUUGGGAAUGAAAGUGAACUUGUGCCACAGCGUGCUGUUUUUGGUUGUGAAAAUAGGGAAACAGGUGACCUUUACAGACAACGAGCUGAUGGUAUAAUGGGUUUGGGUCGGGGACAGCUUAGUAUCAUGGAUCAACUUGUUGAUAAGAAUGUUAUUGGUGAUUCUUUUUCUUUAUGUUAUGGUGGGAUGGAUGUUGGUGGAGGUGCAAUGGUUCUCGGAAAUAUCACUCCUCCCCCUGAAAUGGUGUUCUCCCAUUCAGACCCUUUCCGCAGCCCUUACUAUAACAUUGAGCUUAAGGAAAUGCAUGUCGCUGGAAAGCGACUGAAGUUACCAGCUGGGGUCUUUGAUGGAAGGCAUGGAACAGUCUUGGACAGUGGCACAACAUAUGCUUACUUACCAAAAGAUGCUUUUGUUGCAUUUAGAGACGCUGUCCUAAGGGAAGUCCAUUUUCUAAAAAGGGUUCAUGGUCCUGACCCUAAUUUUGAUGAUAUAUGUGUUUCUGGUGCUGGAAGGGAUGUUUCCCAACUAUCAAAAACUUUCCCAGAGGUUGAGAUGGUAUUUAAAAAUGGAAAUAAGUUACUACUGUCUCCAGAAAACUACCUAUUCCGGCACACAAGGCUUAGUGGUGCAUAUUGCUUGGGAAUUUUCCCAAAUUCAGAAUCGACCACUCUUUUAGGAGGAAUUGUUGCCCGGAACACCUUAGUCACCUAUGAUCGGGGUAAUGACAGGACAGGCUUUAUGAAAACUAAUUGUUUUGAACUGUGGAUGAGAGUGUGGUCAUCUGUUGCACCUGCACCAGCUCCUUUAGUUUCCCAAAGAAAUGAUACUAACAGGGAAAUUUCUCCAGCAUCAACCCUAAGUGGAUCACCACCAAAUGUUCUUCCAGGUUCAUUUCAUAUUGGAUUUAUAACGUUUGAUAUGUCAAUUAGCACAAAUGAUUCCAAAUCAAAGCUAAACUUUGAGGAGCUUGGAGAAUUGAUUUCCAAGGAACUGGAAGUCGAUAAUUCACAGGUUCGCCUACUGAAUGUCACUUCCAAGGGGAAUGAAUACCUUGUUAGAUGGGGCAUUUUUCCUGCUUCAUCUGAUAAUUACAUUGCUAAUUCCACUGCAUUGGUAUUACCACUACUGAGAUACACAUAUUUGCGAGUUGAAAUUCAGUGUUUUCCAUCUAUUUGUUUGCAGUUUCCUGAGAGAUUUGGGAAUUAUAAUUUGGUUGAAUGGAAUGCCGAACCUCAAAGGAAGUCGUCAUGGUUUCGACAUCACGUUCUAGCUGUUGUACUCGGAUUUAAUGCAACUCUUAGUUUGUCAGCAAUUGGGAUAUGGUUAGUUGUUCGACACAGGCGAAAAUCAAUCAGUGCUUAUGAGCCGGUUGCUUCCCCUAUUGCGGAGCAAGAGCUUCAGCCUCUUCAAUCUUAACCGCAGAAUUGGUUGGUGCAUAGUUUCCUUGUAUAAUAUAUAUCUUGCAUAGAAUACAUGCUUUUGGAGUUGCUCAGAUGGGUGAGGUGAUGAAAUAUUUAACCCCUUGUAAAAUUCGAGAAAGAAAAAACAGACCAGUAUAGAGAGAAUAUAUGAUUAGACAAG
Molecule: messenger RNA, 2158 nt
Organism: Hibiscus syriacus
Lineage: Eukaryota; Viridiplantae; Streptophyta; Magnoliopsida; Malvales; Malvaceae
Product: protein ASPARTIC PROTEASE IN GUARD CELL 2-like
Exons: 11
Coding region: 50-1993 (647 amino acids)
Biological process (GO): proteolysis
Molecular function (GO): aspartic-type endopeptidase activity
Source: RefSeq, a predicted model, not a curated record